GUUUCUGUGAUGAUGACUCUCAAAUCCCAAUGGUUUAGCUUUAUAUAUACUCUUCUACGUUUUAUAAAACUCGCCCUUCUACGGCUUCUUGUAUCAUUUGAAUUUUCCGUUAUGAGUUCUUCUUUCUCUUCUUCUGCUUCAACCUCUUUCCAGCUAACCCCUUCUUUUAUCAUUAAUGCCAAUGCUGCUUCUUCUCCAUCCUCAACCUCUUCCCAGCAAAUCCCUUCCGAGCUAAAUAACUAUGAAGUUUUUAUUAAUUUCAGAGGCAAAGACAUCCGCGAUGGUUUUCUCUCCUUUCUCUUUGAAUCUUUGAAGGAAAAAGGAAUCAAUACCUUCAAGGAUGAAAACCUUAAAAAAGGAACUGAAAUAACACCAGCCCUCAAGCAAACAAUUCAAGAAUCAUGUAUUUCAAUUGUCAUAUUCUCCAAAAACUACGCAGAUUCUCCAUGGUGCUUGGACGAACUUGUUGUGAUAAAUAAAUGCAGAGAAAAGGGAGGACAAAUGGUUUUACCAGUUUUUUACCGUGUAGAUCCAACUGAUGUUCAAGAGCUGAGAGGGCCUUUUACAAAGGCACUUGCUAGGCUUUUACAAGAUCACAGCGAUAGAUCACACAACCUGGGUGGAUGGUGCCAUGCUCUGAAGACAAUCAGCAACGAUUUAGGUGCUUUUGUUUCCAAUGAGAUCAAGAAUGACCAAAUGCUAGUUCAAAGAAUCGUCAAUCGUGUUUCAGAGAUAUUAAGUCAUAUGCCAUCAAAUGCUAGUUACCAUGAGAAGUUAGUUGGAAUUGAUUCGCGUGUCGAGGAAGUAAUAUCGUUAUUGCGUGUCGAGGAAGUAAUAUCGUUAUUGGAUAUUGAUGUAAAUGACAGAAAUUGGAUAAUAGGAAUUUGGGGAAUGGCUGGUAUUGGAAAGACAACGCUUGCUGGUAUAGUGUUUUCCCAAAUCAAGGCUAAAUUUGAUGCCCACUGCUUUGUUUCAAAUGUCAAGCAACAGAUAAAGAAGGAAACAGCAAUUGUUUUACGGGAUAGAAUCAUUCGUUCACUAACGGGAGAGGAAAGUUUGAAAAUGGGCUCACAACUUUUAGUUUUAGAUGACUGGAUUCUGAGGAGGCUUCAGCGUAAGAAAGUUCUUAUUGUUUUUGAUGACGUUGAUGAUUCACACGAUUUAGAUCUUCUAGCUGGAAACUGUAGUUUGUACCGUAAGGGAAGUAGAAUCAUUAUAACUAGUACAGAUAGACAAGUACUUAAAAAUGUUUGUCAUGAAGAACAUAUUUGUCAGGUUAAGGGAUUAAUUUAUGAGGAAGCUCUUCAACUAUUUAGCUUGCACGCUUUCCAUCAAAAUGAACCGAAAGAAGGAUAUGUUCUGCUAUCCCAGCAGGUGAGAAGUUAUGCUCAAGGCAAUCCCUUAGCACUAAAAGUUUUAGGCUCCAGCCUUUAUGGCAAGGAGAAAGAGUACUGGGAGAGCCAAUUGCUCAAAUUGAAAAGCAUCCCGAACAAGAGAAUUCAAGAUGUUCUAAAAAUAAGUUAUGAUGGGUUAGAUAGAAAUGAGCAGAGCAUAUUUCUGGAUAUCGCAUGUUUCUUUGGAAAAGGAGAUACACAUGAAAAUAAGCUUGAAAAAAUAAUAGAAAGAAAUGAGGAAUGCAAACAGCCUGGAGGACGUAGUAGGUUGUGGAAUCCUGACGACAUUUCUCAUGUAUUCAAAACAAAUACAGGAACUGAUAAGAUUGAGUGCAUUUCGCUUAAGAUGUUCAUUAUUGAAGCUUUUGAGAUAAGUUCCAAAACUUUCAUGAAGAUGCCUAAUCUUAGAUUCCUCAUAAUCUUUGUUUCCAAAAUGAUUUUGCCUGAUGGCCUUGAUUUUCUUCCAGAAGAGCUAAGAUAUUUAGAUUGGUACAGUUACCCUUUGAAAUCAUUGCCGUUGAAGUUUUGCCCAAAUAAUCUUGUGCAACUUCACUUGCAUGACUCAAACAACUGUGGGAUGGAGAUAAUAAUAAGCCUUUUAGAAAGUUUGAAAGUUAUGGACCUGCCCAGCUCUCUGUCCUUUAUUGAGAAUUUCGGACCCAUUUCAAGCCCCAAACUGAGAUUUUGCCAAGUUCCUUCAGUUAGAAUAAUCUUCUUGAUUCUUGAUCUUCGAGGUUGCAGUAAACUUGAAGAAUGUCCAGAGCUUCCUUGCAAUUUAUUGGAUUUAAAUUUAAGUGAAACUGCAAUAAAACAAUUGCCUUCAUCAAUUGGACAUUGCUCUCAACUUGUUGCAUUACCGUUGAGCGGGUGUACAAAGCUUGAAAAUCUUCCAGAUUGCAUUGGCCAGUUAAAAUCUCUGAAGCAACUUGACGCAAGAAGAAGUGGCAUAAAAACAUUACCAUCCUCUUUCAAUCAAUUGAGCCGAUUGGAAUGUUUAUAUUUUGAGGGAUGUAAAGGUUUGACGGUAUGGUCUUCUUCGUUGUCCAGUUUGAAUAGCCUACGGAAGCUUUAUCUGGGUAACUGUGGUAUAUCAGAAAUUCCAGAGAGUAUUGGAUCAUUAGUUUCAUUAAAAGAGUUAUAUUUGGACAGAAACGGUUUCGAAAGCAUUCCUGCAAGCAUCAAACAACUUUCUAACUUGGAGAUUCUUAAGUUGGAUGAUUGUAAGAGGCUUAGAUAUUUGCCAGAGCUUCCAUGCACAAAGUUAUUUUCUGCAUCAAAUUGCACCUCUUUAGAAUUUGUAUCAUUUUCGUCCUUUUGCAAAGCAGAAACAGAAGAUGACCGGUACGCUUUUCUUAAUUUUGGUAACUGCAUCAAAUUGGGUGAUACUGUACGUCUUCAAAUUACGGAAGCCUUGUUCUCAGCACAGCAAGGCCGGGACGACCAUAAUUUAUGUUUCCCUGAGGUGGAAGUGCCGCAAAGUAUGAAAUAUCGAACAAGUGGGUCUCAUCUUUCAAUUCAGUUGGAAAGGCCUGAUCGUAUGUUGGGUUUUUAUAUUGCAGCUGUUUUUGAUUUCCAAUAUGUUGAUUUUGAUGUAUAUGACAUUACUAUUGUUGGGAACUUCCAAGAUAAAGCUGGAAAAAUGUAUGACUGUAACUUUUUUUUUCGAAAUUUGGGGCUUCUUAAGUUAGAUUCAAAACAUGUGUUCCUUAGGUAUAUGUCUUCGAAGCAUGAAAUAAAUUUCAUUCGAGUCUCAUUCCGGCUUGAUCAUAUAUCUGUAAAGCGUGGCGGAAAAGCUGAAUUCAUUAGUAGGAGGGUGAUCAAUUGUGGCAUUCAUCCUAUAUAUCGGGAAGAAUAUAGGAAAGCGGAAAGAAGGAAUGAAAGAAGGAAAGAACUGGACAAGGAUAUAGUACAGGCGGCAAACACUGAAUUAUGGGAGAAGAAUUCAAGACAAAGACUCUAUUAAUGUCAAUUAGUAUGGCAAAUGGAAAUUGACAAUAGGUAAAGGAAUUUCGUGUGUUUUACUUUGGGAUUUUAGUUGACUUCAGUUUUCAAUUCACACAAUCACAGUAGUGGUGAGAAUCAGCUUAUUAUUGGCUGUUA
Molecule: messenger RNA, 3494 nt
Organism: Jatropha curcas
Lineage: Eukaryota; Viridiplantae; Streptophyta; Magnoliopsida; Malpighiales; Euphorbiaceae
Source: RefSeq, a predicted model, not a curated record